AAGUAGUUGUCAGUCGGACGUAGUCGUGUAGGGGUGGAUUGUGGCUCGGUCGUCAAAUAUGAAUUGUUUUCAAUUAUAAGUGAAAAGUGUUAAUUCUACAGUUUCACGAUACCCAGAAACCUUGCAAAGGUCCAUUAAAAUUGUUUCAAUUCUUGUUUUCGAUCCGCAGUGCAUUAAGUGAGGUGUAUGAGUGCUUUGGAUUUUGUUUUGGUGCUCCCUACUGUUGGAUUCAUCAAUAACUAAGAUGAAGUGAGCAUGGAGGAAGGAGUAGAGGCUGCGGUAGGCCCCGACGACGGCUAUCUGCUGGUACGCAUUCAUGUGCCUGAGCUCAAUGUUCACAAGUGCCUUCAGUUCCCCAAGGACCAGUUGGUCUGGGAUGUCAAACAACAAUGCCUUGCUGCCUUACCUAAGGUGGCUUCCUGGUAUAGGGAGCUGAAGGAGAGUUUCAACUAUGGGCUGUUCUGCCCUCCAGUCAACGGAAAAGCCGGCAAAUUCCUGGACGAAGAGCGACGGUUGGGAGACUAUCCUUUCAACGGCCCUGUGGGCUACCUCGAGCUGAAGGCAAAGCGGCGUGUGUACAAGAUGGUGAACCUGGACGAGAAGCAGCUGAAAGCCUUGCAUACACGCACCAACUUGCGCCGGUUCCUGGACUAUGUCACGAAUGCCCAGGUGGAGAAGAUCAACAAGAUGUGCUCCAAGGGGCUUGACCCUAACUUUCACUGUCCGGACACUGGAGAGACCCCGCUGACACUGGCAACAGGCGUGCGCAAACCGACCAAUGUGCUGAAGGCCCUGGUGAAUGGCGGAGCACUGCUCGACUACCGCACACGUGAUGGUUCUACAGCUGUGCAUCGCGCGGUGGAGCACAACAGCCUGGAGGCGGUCGGAACUCUGCUGGAACUCGGGGCCAGUCCCAACUACCGGGACUGCAAGGGAUUGACCCCGCUGUACCUGGCUGUAACACAUGGGGCGGAGCCACUGCUGUGUGAAGCUCUCCUGCAUAACCGAGCUGUCAUCGGAGCUCAGGACCUGCAGGGUUGGCAGGAGGUGCAUCAGGCAUGCCGGAACGGUUUAGUCCAGCACCUCGAGCACCUGCUGUAUUACGGAGCGGACAUGAAUGCCCGCAAUGCUUCAGGUAACACACCACUACAUGUGUGUGCUGUCAACGGCCAAGAGUCAUGUGCUCGUGUGCUGCUGUUCCGGGGCUGCCAACACGACGCGCUCAACUACGCCAACCAGACACCAUACCAGGUGGCAGUCAUUGCUGGAAACCUCGACCUUGCUGACGUCAUACAGGCACAUCGGCCCGAGAAUGUCGUCCCCUUCCGAGAGCUCCCUCGCUACAAUCCGAGGCGGCGAAGUAUGUUGCCGUACGUCCCCGCCGCCCCCAUGCCCCCUCCAUCCCCUUCCCCCUCCGCCCGGUCGUUUCCUCCCUUCAGCUCUGCAUCGUCCAGUCUCAGCGAGACUUCGUCGGGCUCCACUAAGACUACAACAACGGAAGACACGGCCAGCUAUGUCACAGACAAGAGCUUGUGUGACACGAGUGACAUCAUCAGUGACAGCUCGGGAGUGGGGACAGCCAACAGCGACUCCAUCACCUUGCCUGGGACCAGCGUCGUCUGCGUGGAGAACUACAGCAGCAGCCAGCCCGGCCACUUGCGGCUCUGUCAGGGCGACAUCCUUGAGGGUUUUUCAACUUUAACAAAGAAGUGGAAGUUUGAAGUGUUAUUGACGGGGGCUACAGACUGCGGACUGCUGGAAGGCUCACACCGGGGUGGCGGUGAAGCAGGAUUGUUCCCAGCCCACUGUGUUCAGGAAGUGAGGUUACGGCAGGGUCUUGUGCCUCCGCCACCUCUCCCAGUCCACAGACGAGUGGUAGGCCGCAGGGAGUCCAACGCGACCACACUGAAACACUUUGCCACCGCCCCCAGGCACAAAAAACAGUUACCAGCUGAGCCACGCACCGUAGUGUUACAUCGUGCACGUCGUGGGUUUGGCUUUGUAUUGCGCGGCGCCAAGGCCACGUCUCCUCUGAUGGAGCUUCAGCCAUCAGCCCGCUGCCCCGCCCUGCAGUACCUGGAUGAUGUGGACAAGGGAGGGGUGGCGGACAUGGCUGGUCUACGCAAGGGAGAUUACCUCGUAGCGAUAAACGGAGAAGACGUGAGUGCUGCUAGCCACGAGCAUGUGGUGGAUGUUAUUCGUAAGUCUGGGGACCUAGUCUCUCUAACGGUGGUGUCUCUGGGAGCCCUACCUAGCAGCAAGAGUGCGGCGGCAGGUCUCACCGCACCCGAGACUCAACCCACCCCUCGCCAAUACGCCACCUUGCCGCGCAAACUGAACACCAACUUUCCCACUCUGGGUCGGUCACCAGCACCUCUACCACCCCGGCGGGACCCCAAGACCACCCUGAGUGUUGGUCGAGCUCGGGCCAAGUCAAUGGUAGCAGAGGAGGAGGGGGCAGGUUCGGGUGACAGCAUGGACCAUGGUAAGGUGCAGCCUCGCACCGCCUCUAUCCGAGCCAGGCCAACCUCCAGCCGCAUUACCGCAGCUGAGCUGGAAUCUCUCUUCCAGCGACAGACUCCUUACAUGAUGACUACCUCGAACUUCCAGUGUAGCCAAGGUAACUCGCAACCAUCCUCCCCAGCUCGCACACCACGUGUCUACGCAAGUGUGGCUGAAAUGAAACGUAGUAAGGGCAAGUCCAAUGCACGGGUGCGGUUUAGUCUUGCGGGUAUCGGAAUGGCGGGAAUGACUGAGUUGCAUCGAGACUUCCACAGUACACCUGACCUGGCCACUGCUGUAAGCGGAGGCGUGGGAGGCACGAGGCAGCACCGCAGUCAAGAGGAGCUGAGGCCUCUACCACCACCCACUCAUCCUCCACCUCCCCCACCAGCCCCCACCACCCUCGUCAAGGUUGACGUCAAGGAUCCUGAGUAUGGCAAUGUCUCUUCCACGACUACAGCUGAUACCAAUGGUGGAGAUGGAGUGAUGUCUAGUUUCAAGCCGGCUGCUAGUGCCAAGCUGUAUGCAUCACCAGAGGAUGUAAAGAAUGUCGGCUAUCGAUCUCGCUCACUUCCUGCCCACUCAUCCAGACCACAAGUUCGUAAAUCACAAAGUUUACGUUCACCGUCGUCGUCUUUCAAGCCAGUAACACCAAGCAAUGGAGCACAGAGUGGUGGCAACCCUUACGCGCAGCCGAUACGUAACCGCAAGCAGCAGACGUUAUCAGCGCCUCCUAUACCGGACCCUGACUACAGCCUGAGUGAGAACGAGAGUGACACUGAGCCUGCGGGGGAGAAAACCGUGAUCCGUGUCAGUCAGACGGAAGGUAGCGGAGGUAGUAGCACCAGCUCUGGCAGCCUCCCCCACAGCUUCAGUGUCGACGAGAUACAGAAAGUGCGAACACAGCUGAAGAGCUCUAAAUCCUAUCCAAAUGACUUCCUGAUGCAGGGAGGAGAGGACGGGGACAAUUCGUCUAGUGGGGUGAGUUCAGACCAGGAGAUACCAGCCGCACCGGAAAUGAGUGCAGAGGCUCCUGUACCGUCUGGGAAUGCCACGUUACCCCGCACCUCUCAGCAGAGAACCACACUGACGAGGAAUGCCGUGUCACUGGCCCAGCUACCCCCACCUCUGGAGGCCGAUACAGACGAGAGGGAAGAGCUUGUGGUGCCCCCUCCACCUGAAUACGCAGGAGGUGGGGCGGGUGGACCGGUCGUAGAGGAGGUUCUCGCUCCACCCCCCCAAUUUUCCGAUGGCCGACUGGUAACGAGGGUUCGGAUCGUAGGAACAGUCCCCAAGUCCACACCUAGCCGUCUUCAUAGUCAAUAGUUUUAUUCUGGCCCCUCACUCAGUAUCCACAAUUUUAUUUCAUAACCAAAAUGUUUUGUGCUGUUAUAGUAUGAGUGCUCUUUUUUGUAACUACCAGUGUUCUGAGUUAUGUUUUUAUCAAUUUAACUUGUUUUUACUAAUGUAAAAUGGCAAUACAAGUUUGCUUGCUAAAGUAUUAAAGAAGCAGAACAAGUAGAGGUAUCUAUUAAUUAUCUUUUCCCAUAAGGUUUAAAUAUGUUUGACAUUGGAUUCCGUGUCACUUUUUGUUUGUAUCAUAUAUAAAAGUAUCACUUUCGACAUCCCUAUUCAUUUUGGUUAAUUUAAAAAUGCUUAUAUACAAUUUUUAUUUCUUUUUGUUAUUUAUACAUUUUAUCAGUUUAUUUGGUAUUAAAAUGAUAAUUUUCUUAAAAUCUUUUAAAGAUAACCAAUAUUUAGUUCAACAUUUAAAUGAUUAGAAUAUAAACACAAUUUAAUUUGUUUACAAGCAAAUAGGGUAUGGAAUAAACUAUCCGUAAAAUGAUGCUAGAUAGAUGAAGGUAGCUAUAUUAUAGCCUAAUUACAAGUAAAAAUGAUUUGAAGAAUUUUUAAGAAUGAUUUACUUUUAUUAAUUUUUCAACCAACUUUGGUGUAGUUAUUUUUCAACCUAUUUUAUGAGCCUAUUAAUUUCUACUGUUAUGAAAAUACAUUAGUUAAUAUUUUCAUUGUAUUUCUCAAACUGUGAAUGAUCAUCAGUAUUAAUUUAAAAUACUGCCUAAAGAUGAGUUUAGAUACAGAAGAAUGCCACAAAGUACAGUUUAGUUGAUUAUUUCAGUUCACACAGUUUGUGUUGCCAAGUAAAGGUACUAACUUCAGGUACUAUUUUUACUGCUUUUACAGGUUUAAAAUUUACUGAAAGGUACUAUUUUAUAGGAAACAAGGUGCAGAGAUCAGGUUUCAUUGUACUUGAGCUUUGUCUGUAGAAGGACACAACGGCUUGAUCUGGCCUAACUACCAUAGUGUUGCCUAAUUGCUAACGCAACUGUAUUUAUUGUUGAUUUAUAAAUAUUUUUUGCAAGAGCAAGAAGUUUUUGUUAGUUCUGUAUAUAGGUAAUGAGUGUAUGUAAACAGCAUGCUGUGUCCCAGGGCUAUGACUAGUGGCUAAGAGAUUCCGGGGCUCUGCCCCACUGGCCCUGUCGUGUCCUAUUGUAUAUUAUAUAAUAUGUGCCAAGUAGCCAUUAAUUUCUCUUGCCGAAAUGGAUGUUCCUUUGAAAUAAAUGAAUUAGGUUAUUUAAAAACUUAGUUAUUUAUACAUUCCAAGCUAUUAGUUUAUUGUGUACAUAUUGUUAAUAGUAUUGUAUUUCGUGCGAUAAUUAUUUGACUUGAUUUAAUGAAACAUAUUUUUACGUCCAUUCUGAAAAUAAGUUAGAUUAAGUACAUGGGCAGAACGUUGAAGGGAACUAUGUGCGAAAUUUGCUGUUUUAAAAUAAUUCACAAAAUUUCAGAGAUAUUCUAAUGAUGCAUUUUUUACUAUUACAGACAACCUUUUGUAUUUGUUACCACUUCUUGGGCCUUCAAAACAAUUUAGAUAAAAAUUUACAAAUAAAAUAUUUAAUUUUAAUUUUAACUUUAUUGUUAUAGGUACUAAAAGUAAAAGAUAUAUAAAUGCAGAGCUUAUAUUAAAUACAUCUAUUAAAUUGGUAGAUAAAUUCAUACAGAUACAAGUAUGAUUUAAUUAGUUAUUAAAUUAUACUUGUCUCUAUUUAUGAAAUAAAUAUUCAAUACCAUAGAUCCCUUUAAUGGAAUAUUUAAAAAUACAAUAAUAAUAUCCCAAUAAAUGUAAGAAUACUUGCUCAUAGACAGAAAGUAAUUUAGUGAAGAUGAUGUUGAACGAUUACUACUCACUCCUGCCAUUGCUACGAUGUAUAUAUGUAAUAGAUGUUUUUUUACUAUCCCGGUCAUGUAGGCACGUUGUUGGUUGUAAAAUAUUGUGCUUGUCCAAUCCAAUUAUCGGUAUUUUCUAUAUCAAAUUUUAUUUUGCAUUGGAAGUUCGGAACUUGUUGCGAAGUGUCAAUUGAAAGAGAACAUGCAUUGUGAGUGCUAAUUUUAUACUAUUGUAUUUAUAUACUGUUUUGAAGUAUUUUUGAUCGUUAAGAGGGUGCAGCAUAAAGUUUAUUGCCAAUACAUUUUUUAAUGGAAAUGAAGUAAAAAUUAUUGUUAAAACCCUGUAAAUAGGCUCCGACUUUUAAUCGAAAUUAAGUUGUACUUUAGUUUGAAAAAUUAUUAAUUUGAAAUGUUUUACUUUUUUUGCCUACACUUGUAUUGCCUGCAGUUGUAAGAAAAAGUUAUAUAAGUCGUAUGUGAUAUGUUAGUGUUUUUACAGUCUCUGUGGUUUUGUAUUGGACUGGUAUAGCCUCUGCUAGCUUGAUCGUGUCACUGAGCUAGUCUGAUGGCUGAUGUUCAUCUAAUUGACAUGUUGAAGGGUAAAAUCUAUUGAGACAAGCAAGUUAUAAAUUUAAACAUGUUUAAUUAAAUUAAACUACAGAAAAUAAAGACCAUCUCCAUUCUUGAUUAAUCGAUUGAUGUUUAUGUCAACAAGUAAGCAUGUAUUUAGACAAGUCUAACAAAUUUAAUUAAGAUCAGAAUGGAGAACUCUGUAAUUAAUUUUCGUACCAUUUUUAAUCUUCAAAACAUUUUGCAUAUUUGAUCCAAUCCAGCAGGAAACUCUCAAACAUUAAAACAUGUUCUUUCUAAUUUCAAAACUGUUUAAACAUUUAAAAUUUCAUUUUAGUAAAUAAACUUCAUUUACAUUUUCCAGUAAGAGAUGAAAUAUUUGUUUUUGUUAUGUUUAUUAACUUUGUGUUGAGAUAUUGUAAUCCCAAAUCCAGUGUAAACUCUAGGUACUUUACUGUCUCAUCAGAUUCAUAAGAAACUUUAUUUCUAAUAAAAAGUGUUAAAACCGUUUUUUUUUUUUUAAAUUCUGACAACACAAAAUUAUUGGUAGUAAAAAUGUUUUUGUAACUGCUAUUCAGAUAGUACAAAAUAAAACUUGUCUACAUUCAAAAAAUUAAGUAAUCUUCAUUCAAUUUUUAUUUGGUAAUGAUUUUAAAAUUAAACAGGGGUUAAACGUGUUGAAGAGUUGUUUCGGUUAUGGUCAUAUUUAAAUUACCAUUUAAUAAAGCAAGUAUUAAUCUAAAAGUCUGAUAUAAGUUAUUGUUAUCCUCAAGAUUGUUUCACAUUGUAUAUAAUAAGGAGCACAAACCAUUUGUAAGCUGUGAGCGCACUACCCUGUACAUAAGCUGCGUACCAGACAGUCAAUUUUUCGAAAUUCCCGUAGUUGUCAACGUCGGCUUGCAGAAGCUUCACAUUUCCAUUGUUAGAUAGACUUAUAUUUGAAAACUUUAAUCAAGUACGAGUGAUUCUGUUGUAAUAUUUAACAAUAUAACAAUCAUGUGUAAGA
Messenger RNA from Homalodisca vitripennis (glassy-winged sharpshooter), 7264 nucleotides. It is a transcript of the gene Prosap, whose product is annotated as SH3 and multiple ankyrin repeat domains protein 3. The record is from RefSeq and is a predicted model, not a curated record. Gene Ontology annotation, molecular function: synaptic receptor adaptor activity; ionotropic glutamate receptor binding. NCBI's taxonomy places the organism in Eukaryota, Metazoa, Arthropoda, Insecta, Hemiptera, Cicadellidae. Bases 256 to 3828 code for a protein of 1190 amino acids. Gene Ontology annotation, cellular component: dendritic spine; postsynaptic density; postsynaptic membrane. The transcript has 19 exons.